GGAGCAAAGCCCGGUGAAGGUGGCGAACUUCCGGGUCACAAGGUCACACCAGAGAUUGCAAAAACGCGAUUGUCAACCUUGGGUGUGGCAUUGAUCAGCCCUCCACCACAUCAUGAUAUUUACUCCAUUGAAGAUCUUGCUGAGUUGAUUUUCAAUCUGAAAUGCUCCAAUCCCAAGUCAAGAAUUAGCGUUAAGCUGGUGUCAGAGGUCGGUGUUGGUGUAAUUGCCGCUGGUGUGGCUAAGGGUCACGCCGAACACAUCGUGAUUUCCGGCCACGACGGGGGGACUGGUGCUAGUUCGUGGACCGGCAUCAAACACGCCGGAUUGCCGUGGGAACUGGGUCUGAGUGAAACACAUCAGACUUUGGUUUUGAAUAAUUUGCGGCGACGAGUUGUCUUGCAAACAGACGGACAAUUGAGAACAGGCCGUGAUGUGAUCAUUGCUGCCUUGCUUGGGGCGGACGAAUUUGGCUUUUCCACCGCCCCAUUGAUCAGCCUUGGCUGUACGAUGAUGAGAAAAUGUCAUCUCAAUACGUGCCCCGUUGGCAUAGCAACACAGGAUCCUGUUUUGCGAAAGAAAUUUGAUGGCAAACCAGAAUACGUCAUCAAUUAUUUCUUCAUGAUUGCUGAAGAGGUACGCGAAUACAUGGCUAAGCUGGGUUUUAAAACAAUGAAGGAAAUGAUCGGGCAGACACAAUGCAUCAAGAAUUCUGAAGAUCCUUUGAACGAGAAAACUAAGCUUCUUGACUUCGGAAAGAUUCUGCUUCCAGCUCAUUCCUUGAGCGAAGGUGAACAUUUUGGUGGAACUGAGGGACAGGAGUUUGGAUUGGAAGAUAGAAUGGAGGAUGAACUCAUCGCAGCCGUUCACGAUGUUCUUGAAGGGAAGCGAAAAAACGUUCUCAUUGAAUUCAAUAUUGGAAAUCAAGAUCGAAGUUUUGGAACAACAACAAGCUAUCACAUAUCCAGAAAACUCCUCGACACUGGCCUACCUGAAGACACGGUUUUCGUGAAACUUAAAGGGUCUGCAGGUCAAAGUUUCGGGGCGUUCGUUUGUCGUGGUAUUACUUUAGAGUUGGAAGGAGAUGCAAAUGACUAUGUAGGAAAGGGUCUUUCUGGCGGGAAGAUAAUAUUAUAUCCGAGCAAGAAUUUGCCCCAGAAUUUCAAAGCUGAAGACAAUAUCAUUGCUGGGAAUGUCUGUCUCUAUGGCGCCACGUCUGGGAAGGCAUAUUUUCGUGGAGUGACUGCCGAACGCUUUUGUGUUCGCAAUUCAGGCGCCAUUGCUGUUUGUGAGGGGUGUGGUGACCAUGGUUGUGAAUACAUGACGGGGGGAACGGUCGUUAUUUUGGGACCGACUGGAAGAAAUUUUGCGGCCGGAAUGUCGGGAGGGAUCGCUUACAUUUUUGACCGGUCAGGUAAAUUCCCAAGUCUUUGCAACACACAAAAAGUUGAUCUUGAUCCAUUACAAGAUGAAGAUUAUACCUCACUAAAACACAUCAUUCAGGAUCACUUUCAUUACACGCAAUCUACCGUGGCAAAGACCUUGUUAGAUAACUGGAGUGAGGCUGUUAAACUCUUCAUCAAGGAUUCGGUGAACGACAUUGCUGAUAUUGAAGAAGCUGUUCCGAAUGACAGUGAUGAGAAAAACAUUGAUAAACAAAGAAUUCACCGGAGAGUUUGCCCCGCGCCAUGUGAGGGUGCCUGUGUGCUGAGCAUCAAUUCACAACCUGUUACGAUCAAAAGUAUCGAAUGUCAAAUCAUUGAUGUUGCUUUUGAAAAAGGAUGGAUGAAACCUCAGGUCGCCUCAAUGAGAACAAACAAAACUGUUGCUAUCAUUGGAAGUGGUCCUGCUGGUCUAGCAGCUGCCGCUCAACUCAACAAGGCUGGUCACCUUGUCACGGUUUAUGAAAAGAACGAGAAAUGUGGCGGAUUACUGAUGUGAAUUCCUUCAAUGAAAAUUGAGAAAGAGGUCGUUCAAAGACGUAUCCAUCUUCUGGCUGAGGAAGGGAUAGGAUAUCCCAAUACCGAAAUCGGAGUCGAUCUUUCCGGCCAGCAGCUGCUCGAGUCAUAUGACGCCAUCCUUUUAGCGAUUGGUUCAACCGUUCCACGUGACCUCCAGAUUCCUGGUCGAGAACUUAAGGGCAUACAGUUCGCUAUGGAUUUUCUGGAAAAAAAUCAAAAGAAACAGCUUGGUCCUUACAGUGGUAACGUCACAGACGCACGUGAUAAGAACGUGAUCAUCAUUGGUGGAGGCGACACAGGUGUAGACUGUGUGGCCACCUGUGUGCGACAGAAUGCAAGGACGAUAACGACAUUCGAAUUGCUGAGCGAACCGCCUAAGAACAGAAAAGACGCAAAUCCGUGGCCUCAAUGGCCGCGCGUGUUCAGAAUUGAAUAUGGGCACGAAGAGGUUGCAAUCAAAUACGGCAAAGAUCCUCGGCAUUAUAACACCCUGAGCAAGGAAUUCAUCAAUGACGAGAAAGGAAACGUCACCGGCAUAAGAACAGUCAGAGUGGAAUGGGUCAAGGACAUCUCAGGCCGCUGGGCGAUGGCUGAAAUACCAAAUUCUGAACAUAUUUUCAAAGCAGAUCUGGUGAUCAUCGCCCUGGGGUUCACUGGACCAGGAAAAACUUUGGCGAAAGAACUUGGCCUCAAAAUGGACAUCAGAUCAAAUUUUGCAACAGAAAGGAAUAAUUUUAACACAAACGUCCCGAAGAUUUUCGCCGCUGGAGACUGCAGAUAUGGCCAGUCCUUGGUCGUGACUGCGAUAGCCGAAGGCAGACAGGCCGCGAGACAAAUUGAUUUGCAUCUCAUGGGAACGACCUCAUUGGCUGGACCAGGUGGAGUAAUUGUCAAUCAUGAAUCACGUGUCAGCAUAAGGUCAGAGUAACUGUUCAAUUCCUCCUCAGUGGAGCUGUUUAUAAAUCACGUCUUACAGACAAUGUUCAAUCAACUAUACUAGCUGUCAGCUCUAGUGAGGAAAAUGGGGAAGAUAUCUCUAUAUUCGGGGUUUUUUUUCACUAGUCUUAUCUCCACAUUUACCAUAUUUGUCUGUGAAUUGAACCGUGAAUAGCUAUAGAUAAACAAUACUUCGAUACGAAUGAUAAGGUUGUUUACACUUGAAAUUUUCGCUUUUGAUUUUUGGCGCCAUUUUCUUCGUUUGGUAGAUGUGAUUUAAUGGGUAAGUAACAGAUGUUUCAAUUUAGGGCAUUUUUACAUCAGAGCAUUUAUGACUAUCCGCUCGUUCACAUCUAUCAAAAGAAGACAAACUCAACAAAAAUCAAAGUAAAAAUUGCAAGUGAAAACAUGCCUAUAGUGAUCUGAUAAUGAUUGGGAAAAAUUAUCGAAAAAUUAUAAAAUCGAAAAAAUUAGAAGAUAUUGGUCACUAUGAUAUUUCACCAAGUUGGUCCAAACUUUUAGUUGUAAAAGAGCCUAUUUAAAUUCCUAGCCAUAUAUUCAGAUUUUUGAACUAUUUUGG
Molecule: messenger RNA, 3474 nt
Organism: Dendronephthya gigantea
Lineage: Eukaryota; Metazoa; Cnidaria; Anthozoa; Malacalcyonacea; Nephtheidae
Product: glutamate synthase 1 [NADH], chloroplastic-like
Molecular function (GO): iron-sulfur cluster binding; glutamate synthase activity; oxidoreductase activity, acting on the CH-NH2 group of donors, NAD or NADP as acceptor
Source: RefSeq, a predicted model, not a curated record